Dryobates pubescens (Downy woodpecker) is the source of this 1506-nucleotide messenger RNA. RefSeq names its product basic proline-rich protein-like. The coding region runs from base 1 to 1506 and encodes 501 amino acids. NCBI's taxonomy places the organism in Eukaryota, Metazoa, Chordata, Aves, Piciformes, Picidae. The transcript has 2 exons. The record is from RefSeq and is a predicted model, not a curated record.
AUGUCCUCCCGGGGGGACCCGGGGGGGCCGUGCAUCCCGUGGAGUGGGGCUGUGCUGGGGGGGGGGGGUGUGCCCCCCACUCGCUUUGCACCCUACAAGCGCCGGCUCUGCGCCCGAGGGAAACUGAGGCACGGAUCCCAGCCCACCCCGGGGGGCGCACAGCCCGCCCACCCCACCCCCCACCCCCCGCCUCAGGGCCUCGACAAUCCCCCCCCUGCGCCCCCUAGCCGGUGCUUGUGUGGCCCCCUCCCCGGUCCUGCAGCCUCCCCGGCGGCCGUUCCCCACGGCACCACAGCUCGCCCCUCCCGCCCGUGGGCUGCCGCCCGCCCCCGGCCCCCCCCAUCUCUGCCCCUCGGCGCGACGCCCCCCGAAUUUCCUGCCCCCUCAGCCCGCAGCAUCACCCCCUCCUCCGCCCCCCGCUCUCGCUGUGCCCUUCCAACGCAGAGCCCCCUCCCCCGGCACUGCAGCGCACCCCCAGAUCACGGCCACCCCCCACCCCCCCCCGCGCCGCAUCGCCCCUCGCCCCCGCCCGCCGCACCGCCCCACGGGCGCUGCCCGCCCCCCCGGGCCCCUCCCGCUACACCUCACCGUCCCCUUCCCCUCCGCUGCGCUGCCCCCCGCAAGGCUCAACGCUUCCCCCCCUCGCCGGUGCUCAGCACCCCCGAUGCACCCACCGGGCACCCCCAAACCCGCCGCACACCCCCUCCCCACCCCGAUGCGGUGCCCCCAGCCGCAGCGCCCCAGGCCGAUGCUCAGCGCCCCGAUGCCCACCCCCCGCCCGCUGCGGACACCCCCCCGCCCCCCCCCCGCACCUGGUACCGGUGCCGGUGGCGCCCCCCGCCCGCAGCUGACUCUGCACCGCUCCCGCCGCCGGAAGCGGAGGCCCCGAUCACGCCGCUCUCGCGAGAGCUCCCGAGGGGCCGAGCUGGAGCCCCCCGCCCUGGCCCAGUACGGUACCGGCGGUACCGAGCCCGUCCCGCUGGUCACGGGCCGGGCAGGGGCUGUCAGGGGGCGUGGGGCAACCCAGGCUCCCGAACCUCCCCGGCUGUCCCGGUCUCCGUCCGUUCAUCCCGGCUCGGUGCGGCGGGACGGGACGUCCCCCUCUGCCCGGGGCAGGUAAGGGCGGCUGCUUCCGGGGGCACCGGCAGCACCGGGGGCACCAGCAGCACCGGUCACCCCGACGGCUGCGGCAGCCUCCCCACGCUGCAGAGCUCCAGCGGACACCCCGGGACCGGGGAGAGGGUCCCGAACGUCGCCUGCGCCUCUUCCCGGGGCACCAGAGGGGAUAUGGGGGGAAGCGGCGACGCCGGGGUGGGGGGUGGGGGGUCUGACGAGGCAGCGGAAGGGGUGGGGGAGCGGGCAGUGGGUCCGAGGGGGAACGGGGACACCCGGGAGGGUCCCGGAAUGAGAACCGGGAGGGGGGUCGCGUUUGGGCUCCGCCGCUGGUGGCAUAUCCCCGGGCAGGGCCCUCCCGGCCGCACCCCGGGGCCUCCCCGCGGCCGCUGA